Molecule: messenger RNA, 4387 nt
Organism: Nothobranchius furzeri (turquoise killifish)
Lineage: Eukaryota; Metazoa; Chordata; Actinopteri; Cyprinodontiformes; Nothobranchiidae
Gene: fam163b
Product: protein FAM163B
Source: RefSeq, a predicted model, not a curated record
CACACACACACACACACACACACACACACACACACACACACACACACACACACACACACACACACACACACACACACACACAAAUCAAUUAUUACUGGACCUGCGCUCCCACCAGCCUUUCCUCCUGCAGCAUCCGGACCAGAUGCUUUUUUCUUUCUUAGGGCUGAAAAACACCAAAUUGAGGAUUUUGUUUUAAUCACCUUUCUCUGUUGAUGUUGCUGCAGCCAUCAUGGAGUCUGUUUCCAACCUUUAAUGAGGACAACCACGGGAAUGGGAGAGAAAAGAGUUUAUUAUAUCUGGAAAAGUUUCCUCCUCGCUGCCUCUCUGGAGCUCUAAACGGGUCGUGAGACACAAAGUUUUCAGGUCUGUUAUGUUAAAGACCGCAGGUGGAUGAAGGUGAGCAGUUUAGUGGUGGUUGCACCUCUUCCAGUCUCCUCCAGCAGAAACGCGACUCUCCCGCGCUCAUCGGCGCCUCCCGCAAACCGGUGCGCACCGGAGAAGCCAUGAGACGACCCAAAAACUAACGUGGCUGGUGGUUGAUGGAGAGGUUUUCGAAUGUCAGCCGGGACCGUGGUUAUCGCAGGAGGCAUUCUGGCUGCAGUCAUCUUACUGACCAUCGUCGCUGUGUUGUGUUUAUGUAGGUUGCAGUAUUACUGCUGUAGACAGGAGGAGUCUGAGAAGGGGGAAGAGGAGGAACCAGAGCUUGACACCAUGUCUCCCUCUCGCCCCUUGGCUCUGUGUGCUCCUCCAACUCCUCCAACGCCGGAGCAGUACAGCGACGAGCCCGAGACCUACCCACCCACCUUCCUGACGGAGGCCAACGGGCCUGCCAGUUACUCCCCGCCUCUCCCACCGCGCAGGUGCCAGCGGGCACACGCCUUCUGCCCCUCCUGCGCCCGCUGCUCGAUGCCCUUCUACCUGCAGCAUCCAGAGAGACUGUGCAAUGGGGGCCGCAGGAUCAGCUACAGGACUGUGCAGCAGCAGGACCUGGAGCUGCCCGAGGAUCUGGCCAGUUUCUACCAGAAGCUGCUCCGCUCCUACACCAUGAAGGAGGUGGUGACCCAAAGCUACAGCACCGACGUCUAGUUGCUGCACACAUCUGGAUCUGAUGUAGCUGUGGCUGCGGCGUCGACCCUUCUGGCCGGUGUGGGAGGCCUGGACAUGAAACAGGUCCUUGUUUGACCCAAAAUGAUCAUUUUGCUUCCAGCCUACCUGAAUUAGAGUUAAUUAGUUAGCUGAGUUUAUGACGUCUGUGAAUUAAGCUAUAAACAAAAAUAAUUCAUCACUAGGGGCACAGAUGCCAUUUGUUUGAAAUGUGUAAACAACGGCGCCCCCAAGGGGUGGCCUUGGCCACCCCUAGAAAAUUACUGCCCCCAGGGAAGACCAGUGUUAAUAAAUCAUAUUGUUUACUCCAACAAUAAAUUCAUUUAAUUUAUACAAGACACAAAUGUAAAACCCAAUAAAAAUAUACAAAUAAUGAAUGAAUAGAUCAUAAGUAAAAUAAUAAAUCAUAAAACGAUGUUAGUUUCUGCUGCUCACCAUUUUAAAGAGGCACCAGUCCAUAGUUCUUGUGAAGACGGCAGCAGGCGAAUUAACUCAAAAUGAAAUUCUAAGACAAAUUUUGAAAUAAAAUUUUUAAUUGCUUAAAUGUAUUUUCUGAAAUAUUUGUUUCUCAAAUUUGAGUUAAGUUCUCUGGAUACUUUUUAUUAAAACAAAUAAAGGAGCAAUGCAAUGCAUCGCCACAGGCUAAACUCUCCCCGAGUUACCACAAGGAAGAAUUUAGUGUGCCACCCCACCGUUUUCUGUGGCCCCGUCUGGCCACCCCUGUCAACAUUUUCUGGGAGCGCCCCUGUGAGUAAAAAAAUCACAACGGUUUCAUUUUACCUGUUUGUGCUUGUAGAGCUGCACAAUCCUAAAUAUGCAUCCCUGAGCUAAGUUAGCACAGAUCACUCACUGUUUAACUGUUGCACAAAAUCACAAAAGCACCAGAUCUGCUGCUCAGAUGUUCUCUGUGUCCUCCAGGGUAUCCGCGGGUCCUUAAAAAGUCUUAAAAAGUCUUAAAUUAGCUUUUCUAAAUUUAAGGCCUUAAAAAUCCUUAAAAAUUACAAAUAAUCUUUAAAUACAGUUUCCAAAGGUCUUAAAUUACCAAAGCCCCAAUAAACAAGAAUUUCUAGUUAGUGUUCAGCAUUUUUUGUGUGUGAUGUUGCCGUAAGCGGAACCGUACACAUUCAGUUGGUUGUGAAAGGGGGCUAUUUUUGGAUGAGCACAUUAGCUGGUUAAGCUAGUGGGAGCUUGCGCCAUGGGGAAGUGCAAGUUUAAUGGUAACUAGGUGGGUAAUCCCACGUUUGCGACGUGGUUAGCACCGGUUCCAGGCAAUAGCUGGAAAUUAUAGCUUAAAAUCAAUUUAAAAGAAUAGCUUAAAUUUGGUCAAAGUGGCCUUAAAAAGGUCUUAAAAAGUCUUAAAUGUGGCUCCCUUAAACCUGCAGAUACCCUGGUCCUCCUGUGCGACUGCGGGAGUUACUGUGUUUUAACUUUUGCUCCUUAGGCAAAAAGAGCCCAAACUAUGAUUUAAUGAGUUGGUUUUUUGCAGCUCUUGACUAAUAAGUUAGAGCAGAAGUAUUUUAUGGUUGUACAGGUUGCAGACCCUCACACUUUUAGCCUGGACAGCUGUUGGAACUGAGCUCUGCAGCUUCACUUGAAAAAAUAACUCAACUGUACUUCAUGUUCGUCUGUCACUGUUUGUUUAUCAGUGUUGGGCAAGUUACUUCAAAACUGUAAUGCAUUAUUUAUUACUUGUUACCCUCAUUUUAAAGUAAUUCAUUGCAUUAUUACAAUAUUACUUAUUAUAAAAUGUAAGGCAUUACACUACUUUUGCAUUACUUUAAGUUACUUUCACCAAAACAACUUCAGUAUGAAUCUGGUCAUGUGACGCUCAGUGAGCUCAUGACAUAUAUGUGGAAGGUGAUGUGGUGUCUGAGCUAGGAUUGCUGUUAAACACAGCCAGAUAUAAUAACAGUUCUUUAAAAUGGUUGUUUACUAAAUAAAAGCAACAACAAUCUGUACUCUCAGCGCGCUGCCAUCUUAUAUUAACUCAUUCACUGCCAUUGACGACUAAAGUCGUCAUUUGCAUUUUUUUACUGUUUGAGCAUCGGAACGAGCCCCCGCGCUGAGAGAACAAACAUCUCAGCCCUGAAGCCGAUCUUCAUCCACAUACGUCACAGAUCACAUGAUCAGGAAGCAACACAUCCAUGUGUUUGGAGAUCGUUUUGGGCCGUUCCUGUAAAAAAAAAGUGAGGCGCGAACCGGAAAAGCGUCUGCCGAUCACAAUUCGACAACGGAUUAUGAAAGAAUGGAUAACGCUCGAAACACGCGGCUUCUUCCUGAUGUAAGAGGUGAGUAUCCUCUUUGUUUUGGUUGUUUUGGCAUCGACAUCAUGCUAGCGCGCAACGUUCUGUGACUCUUAAAAAAACAGUAAAAACGGUGAGAAACGGUGAGAAACGCUGGCAGCGAAGGCCGUUAGUGAUCAGGAAAUGGCUGGCAGUGAAUGAGUUAACUGAGCAGGGAGUGAGGUGGUGGGGGCUCCAAGCCCAUAUUUGCCUUGGUCCCCAAAUGCCUUGAUACGGCCCUGGAUGUGGGACUGACUUCUGGGGUGAUCUGAUUCUAUCACAUGUAUAAAUAUUAAAUGCUUAUAUAUGAUUGCUUUCCACUGGUAAAAAUGUGUAUCGGGGACAAAUCUACCAGCUUUAUUUCUUUUCAAGCACUUUGUUUUGUUUUCUUGAUUUUAUGUGAAUCAUUUCUGGCCCUUUCUCUCUCUAACCUUCCUGCAUGCUGCAUGUUUUCUCCGUCUUCCAGAAAAACUGUAAACUAGACUUCCUACGAUCUACCGAACGCAAAAAAAGCUUAAUCUGCGCUGCGCUCCAGAAGCAAUGAGUUGAAAUCACCGGCGCACAGAUUAUGAACUCAGCUGAAAAGUACAUGAAGUACCAGAGAAUAGGGGCUGAUAUAAACGAUCGCAAACGAAUGACUUUGUUUUGGUGGAGCAGGACGCAGCUGGAGUGUUUGAGCCGUUACCGCUGCGUCCUCUCUGCUCAUAGAAUGCCCGCAAAGCUGAGUCCAUAAAUGACGUCAUUUAUGUGGAUACUGGAUCUUUUUUCAGGAUUCCUGCAAUUUGAGUUUUUAAGAAACCCACAUCUUGAUUCUGGGUUUAAAAAUGUAUUGUAAUUACCGCGUUACUGACAAUUGUACCGAGUAACUAUUACCAUUUUCUUUCCCUGUAAUGCCUUACAUUACCACAUUACAGCAAAAAGCAAUGCAUUACAGUAAUUAAUUACUUUUGUACCACGCUACUCCCAACACUGUUUGUUUAUAAUAAAAGGGCUGACUCUCC